Molecule: messenger RNA, 1305 nt
Organism: Salmo salar (Atlantic salmon)
Lineage: Eukaryota; Metazoa; Chordata; Actinopteri; Salmoniformes; Salmonidae
Source: RefSeq, a predicted model, not a curated record
CGGAAGUGAUAAAACGUUUUGAGUUGAAAGGUCAUACUGACUGCGAAGGUUUGUUGUGCUAACUAGUUUUGUCAUUCGUUUUUUUUCCCCAGCAAGGAACGCUUCAAAUAUGUCCGCGUCUGAAGAACACGAAGACACAGCGACCACUGUCCCAUCCGUCCUCAUUACGAGCUGUGACAUUGGCUUUAAUGAACACGAUUUGAUAAAACAGAUUCUAGGCACCACAUCGUUGCCAGAGCCGUCCAAGCAGGAGGAUACGGUAGUGUGGUACCCAUGGACUAUCAAUAACAAGUAUUACACUGCAGACGUCAGCCUCUGUGUGGUGCCCAGUACCUACCAGAUGACCUCAGAGAUAGCCCAGUCCAUGCAGGCUUUCAUUGCUUACUUUGACAGCACAGUGAAGGAUGGUUUGGAGCGGCUGUCUCCCUGGAUAUCUGUGGUGGAAGACUUAGCUCCGGAGGUGCUCAUCCUGGUCUGUGACCGCGUGUGUGAAAGCGGCGUCAGUAGACAUGAGGCACAUCAGUGGUGUUUAGCACACGCCUUUGAGUUGGUGGAACUCAGCCCUGAAGACCUGCCAGAUGAGGAAGAUGACUUCCCAGAGUCUACAGGAGUGAAGAGGAUUGUCCAGGCUCUCAACGCUAACGUGUGGUCCAGUGUUGAGAUGAAGGAUGAACACAGUGGGGGCUUUGGUCUUAUGAGCAGCUUGGUGGCCUCCAGACAUAACAACCCACGACCCAGGCAGGACACACCGCCGCCGUCCUCCAGCCUGCCAGUAGAGGGCGGUGUAGACGGCGCGGAGCCCCAUAGGACUCAACCCAACCCUGAACACCGAGAGACACAGGUUGCUACCGUAGUAGAUCCGAUGCUUGACUUGGACAUUCAGGAGCUGGCUAACCUGACCGCUGGCGACGCGGACGUGGAGAACUUCGAACGCCUCUUCACCAAACUGAAGGAGAUGAAAGAUAAAGCGUCAUGGUUACCUCCUGAACAGAGGAAACUUCAUGCUGAGAAGGUUGCCAAGGCAUUUUGGACAGCCAUCGGAGGAGACCAAGAUGAGAUAGAAGGUCUGUCGUCGGGGGAAGAGAGUUAAAGGGAGACUGAGGAGCCACACUCUUCCUUCCUGUCCCCCGAGUCCUCUCCUUCCUGUCCCCCGAGUCCUCUCCUUCCUGUCCCCCGAGUCCUCUCCUUCCUGUCCCCCGAGUCCUCUCCUUCCUGUCCCCCGAGUCCUCUCCUUCCUGUCCCCCGAGUCCUCUCCUUCCUGUCCCCCGAGUCCUCUCCUUCCUGUCCCCCGAGUCCUCUCCUUCC